Messenger RNA from Monoraphidium neglectum, 291 nucleotides. RefSeq lists its product as hypothetical. The transcript has 2 exons. NCBI's taxonomy places the organism in Eukaryota, Viridiplantae, Chlorophyta, Chlorophyceae, Sphaeropleales, Selenastraceae. Bases 1 to 291 code for a protein of 96 amino acids. The record is from RefSeq and is a predicted model, not a curated record.
AUGGGCGACCCGACCGUCGUGGCGCAGUGCGCGGCCGCGCGGCGGUCAGGGCUGUUCACCGGCGUCAUCAGCUACAACCAGCGGUGCGUCGGCCGGUCGCGCGGCAAAUCGCGCUCCUCGUCAGACCCCGACGCCGAUGACCUGGCGGCCCUCUGCCGCCACCUUCUGGCGCAGCCGCUGCCCGAGGCCGCGGCGCCGGCGCGGCGGCUCGUGCUGAUAGGCUACUCCUACGGCAGCUGCGUGGCCGCGCAGGCGCUGUCGCGGGUGCCUCAGGUGCGUCUGACAGGAUAA